AUGUCGACUGCGUGCACCACUGUACUGCAGAAUGGCAUAAAUAACAACGCCUUUAUGCAGAAGGACAGUAGUGAGAGAGAACCAAAUAGAAUUCCUCACGAACAGAAGCUACUGGCAACGUCCUCCGCGACAGAUAUUCACAGCACUCCCUCGCUUAUGUAUCCAUUCUUAGCGUUAAUUCUAUUUUGUCCGGUUGGAAUAAUAUCUUCGUGCCACUAUCAAAAAGCAAUCGCGGCGCACGAACGAGAAGACUUCAAGGUUGCUGGAGAUUAUGUGAUGAUAAGAGACUACGAUGUUUCACCGACACACAGGGGACUCCAAAACCUUUCAUAUCGUUGGUGUGGCUGCUCGCUACGAUUUUUCGUCUUUACGUUCGUGACCGUCACAUCAUUUACAAUUUUCUUUCUUUGGCUCAAAUAUAAUGAUAUUACCGCUUUUGACAAUCUGAUACAUCUGAACGCUUCAAAUAUUUACGCAGAUCGUCAGACAAAAGAAGAAAGGUACAUCGAUUUUGUCGAGAAGUGGGCUGAGGAGAACUGUACGAAACUGUGCGAUGAUUAUGGAGAGCUUGAUAAUGAUAGAACCUGGAACGGGGAACAAAAACGGUGCGAAUCGAGAACCAAAACAGACUACUCGAUCUGCCAAAGCUCAGUAGAACUGGGAUACCUGUGCGUACCAGACAUGAAACACAACCAAACCCUGGAAAUACUGUGUCCUGAGAGACCCAAAGAUCCAAAGGGAAAACGGAGAAGUGUUCAAUUUGUCUGUCAAAAAGACAAGACAACUCCUAAAGGACCACUGCCCUUCGCGAAACGCUACAAUACAACUUCUUUUCAUGAGAAUUGUCUUCCUUCAUUAAAAAACUUCUGGACGAUUCCAGACGAGCACGACGAAGAUUACCAACAAAUAAAUCCUAAGUUGACGGUUUUGUGCAAAGCGAUUAACGUUUUGGAAAUGUUUCCCGAAGUCGCUAAGAGUGUUUGGCUAAUGGUAUUCAUAGAAGCGGUUCUCCUCCAUACUUUGAUCUCAAAUCCGUUCGUCCAAUUAAGUCUUGACUUUGUGACGCGAUAUGCUCUCAUCGGAUGGACGUGUUCCAUAAUCCCCACAAUCGGCUGGGCGAUUCAGUAUUACGCGGAUGAGUCUGUGAGUUGCUUGCGAAAAGAAAACUCUGCUACUUUUCUCACUUUACUCUGGGUUGAGCUUCCCAUAUACGUCAUCGCCGCCACUAACUUCGUUCUCUUGAUGCAUAUUCUGUACAUGAUGUCACAGAAUAACCUUUCUGUUCCAAACCCGGAAGCAGAGUCAAGUACAGCUAUUCAGGAUAUCAGAAAGCUGGCAAAAGCAACAUUGGUUCUGGUUCCUCUUUUCGGUGUUCACGUUCUUGUGUCCAUCAUAAUCCCCUUCAAAAGGCUCUCAGAGUACGUUGAGCACUUUCUGAGAACGACAAUGCUCGUUAUAGACAGUCUAUCUGGCGUGAUCGUCGCCUGCUGUUACUGUUUUUUGAACGACGACGUUCUUAGCGAACUUCGACGCGUCUGGGAAAGACGAAAAUAUCACAAGCCAAUUGAAACUACUUAUGCACGCUCUACAGUUUCUCAGAGAAUUUCAUCCGAUCAGAGUUCUCUUGGGCGACUUCGUAACAGCCAACUGGAAAACCUCUACGUUACCUCAGAAGAAUAA
Messenger RNA from Oikopleura dioica, 1680 nucleotides. The record is from the annotation of a GenBank genome assembly. Lineage: Eukaryota; Metazoa; Chordata; Appendicularia; Copelata; Oikopleuridae.